Myripristis murdjan (pinecone soldierfish) is the source of this 5054-nucleotide messenger RNA. RefSeq names its product lysine (K)-specific demethylase 2Bb (gene kdm2bb). Gene Ontology annotation, molecular function: protein binding; DNA binding; zinc ion binding. The record is from RefSeq and is a predicted model, not a curated record. The transcript is spliced from 22 exons. NCBI's taxonomy places the organism in Eukaryota, Metazoa, Chordata, Actinopteri, Holocentriformes, Holocentridae. The coding region runs from base 109 to 4299 and encodes 1396 amino acids.
AAGCAGUUGUAUGGAGUGAGAUGACAUAACAUGACGUUGUCCAACAAUGUUUUGGUUCUCUUGGUGGCGAUGACGAAAGUGAGUGACUGGACACAUUGGUAGCUGACGAUGGCCCACACCGUGGAGACGUGUGCUGAAUCUGGACGCAGGCUGCGCUCCAUCUGCCGGAGAAUGUACGACGAGAACGAGGAUUUGUCUGACGUUGAAGAAAUCACAAACAUCAGAGGGUUCAACCUGGAGGAAAAACUUGCCAGUGAUAAUUAUAAUGCAAACUUUGUCCACAUGAUGGACGGUAAAGAAUUCACUUAUGAAUAUGUUCAGAGAGAGGCUCUGAGGAAACCACUCAUUUUCAAACAGAAAGAUGGCCUGGGGAUCAGAAUGCCUGAUCCAGAAUUUACUGUCAGUGAAAUUAAAGGCUUAGUUGGCAGUCGUCGAUCGGUGGAUGUUAUGGAUGUGAGCACUCAGAAAGGCUCAGAAAUGAGCAUGGCUCAGUUUGUCCGCUACUAUGAGACACCAGAGUUACAGCGGGACAAGCUCUUCAAUGUCAUCAGCUUAGAGUUCAGCCACACGAAGCUGGAGAACCUCAUCAAGCGGCCCACUGUGGUUGAUCUAGUUGACUGGGUAGACAACAUGUGGCCACCUGACCUGAAACAAAGCCAGACAGAAGCUACCAAUGUAAUCUCAGAGAUGAAGUACCCUAAAGUGCAGAGGUAUUGUCUGAUGAGUGUGAAAGGCUGCUACACAGACUUCCACAUCGAUUUUGGAGGAACUUCGGUUUGGUAUCAUGUAUUCAAGGGACAGAAAGUGUUCUGGCUGGUGCCUCCAACCCCUCACAACCUGGCCCUGUAUGAGGACUGGGUCCUAUCAGGCAAGCAAAGUGAUAUCUUCCUGGGAGACCGAGCUGAUGGAUGCCAGAGAGUAGAGCUCAAGCAAGGAUACACCUUCUUCAUUCCUUCCGGGUGGAUCCAUGCUGUCUACACUCCUGUGGACACGCUGGUGUUUGGAGGCAACAUUCUUCACAGCUUUAACAUUCCUAUGCAGCUCACCAUCUAUGAGAUAGAGAAUAGGACCAAGGUUCAUUCCAAGUUCCGCUACCCGUUCUAUCAUGAGAUGUGCUGGUAUGUCUUGGAGAGAUAUGUGCAUUGCCUGACCAAACGGUCCUACCUUUCUCAGGAGCUCAGCAGAGAGCCUGUGCUGAUGGACUUUGAAGCAAAAACAAAUACGGAGAGCCCCUCCUCUGACUCCAGGAGCCAGGACAUGAAUGAGGACUCAUGUGAGACGCAGGUCAGAGAGGAGCAGAGUGAAAAAUCAGAGAGACUUACUGAGGAUGAUCCUUGCUCCCCUGACAGUGGCAAGGGCAAAACCAAUGACUCUCCUAGCCCACAACACUUAAAAGCUGCUUUAACCAUUGACUCUGAGGACAGCUGUGCUCCCACUUCCACCUCUCUAGAUUUCCCCAAAACUCUCUCUGACUCUCCAGGCUCAGAGUCACAUCAUAAAUGGACUCACCUGACAGAAUUUGAACUGAAAGGACUCCAGGCCCUGGUUGAGAAGCUGGAGGCCCUGCCUGAAAAUAAGAAAUGUGUUCCAGAGGGUAUAGAGGAUCCACAGGGCCUGCUGGAAGACAUGAAGGUUCUCUUAAAAGAACAUGCAGAUGAUGACCCUAAAUUAGCAAUCAGUGGUGUUCCUGUGGUGUGCUGGCCCAAGAAAACUAUAAAGCCUCGGCCUUCUAACCGGCCAAAACCUAAGAUGGCAGCUUCCCCUGCAUCAGCAGUCAAACUGUCAGUGAGUCGUGGAACUUCUGGUGCCAGGAGGAGAAGGACACGCUGCCGGAAGUGUGAGGCAUGCCUACGUACAGAAUGCGGAGAGUGCCACUUCUGUAAAGACAUGAAGAAGUUUGGUGGGCCAGGCCGGAUGAAACAGUCCUGCAUCAUGAGGCAGUGCAUUGCACCUGUUCUGCCCCACACCGCAGUGUGUCUCAUCUGUGGAGAGGCAGGGAAGGAGGAUACUGUGGAGGACGAUGAGGAAAAGUUUAAUCUCAUGCUUAUGGAGUGCUCCAUCUGUAACGAGAUUGUUCAUCCCAAUUGUCUUAAGGUGAAAGACUCUGGUGGAGUGGUAAAUGAUGAGCUGCCAAACUGCUGGGAGUGUCCAAAGUGCAACCAUGCAGGAAAAACAGGGAAACAAAAAAGAGGGCCUGGGUUUAAGUAUGCAUCUAACCUUCCUGGCUCGCUACUGAAAGAACCACGGCUGAAUCGAGACAUAAAAGAGGAGCCUGACCCACCCAGCGUGGCUGCAGCCAGUGUAACUGCUUUGACUAUGACAUCUGCAGUGAAGAGGAAGACAGAACGGGAGGAAAUCCCUAAGAGGAAAGAUGAGGAGCCUCCAAAGAAGCGCCCCCCCUUACUGUCUCUGGAUGGCACGCCCCGGCCAAGACUUGAGGACAACCCUUUGCGGAAGAAAAGGAAACUGUUUGACACCAAUGAUGAACCUGUCGUUGUUAAAAAGAAGAAGAAGCUCUCAAAACCAGAUGAUCCCUUGACCUCGAAGCUGCUGCAACAGAUCAAGACAGAGAACGAUGAUGGUGAUGACGAAGAUGACCAUGAAGAUCGGGAAGAGGAAGACAGGUUUCCCCUAGACAGGAAUAAUGUGAAUGAAAAAAAGGACGAUGAUGAAGCAGAGCAAGAGGAAGAUGACGAAGAGGAAGAAGAUGCAUUGACAAAGGAGAAAGAUGGCAUUAUAGAGGACAAAGCCAAAGUUCUGCUGAAUCCACUGCUGAGAACAUUGGCAGCUAGAGAAAGAGACCAGUCAUCUUCCAACUCUCCCAGAGCUGGUCCAAGCAGCGAAUCAGGAGAUGGCCAGGAAAAGAGCUGCGGCCAGCUUAAGGCUCGCCAGCAACGCCGUCGCUUCCCCAACAAAGAGUUGAGCAAAGAGUUCAGUUCAGAGGACUGUGUGGCCAACCUGAACCGCAGACCAUUGAAAAUUGAGGACAGCCCAGCCAAUCACAAUCGACGACCACUGAAAAGUGAGGACUCUUUCAAUAAUCAGAACAGUAAAACACUAAGAACAGAAGACGCAACCACUAAUCAGAGCUGUAGGCCCAAUAAAAUUGAGGAGGCUCUGGCCAGUCAGAACAGACGACCUUUGAAAUCAGACGACAGCCUGGGCAAUCAGAAUCACAGGUCAGUAAAAACUGAGCCUGAGAAUGAGGGAGAGGAGCCAAAACAAAGAUGGCCACUCAAUAAUGGCAGAGGUGACCUGGGUGACUGGCUGCACCACAGGGGGCGGGAGAUGAACGGGACGCCACGUGAGUACUCAACUCUGGGAUUCAAUAGAAGCUCACCAAUUACUCCUAUAUGUCCCCGCCCAAUUCCCUGUCGAUCACCACCAAAAUGCAUCCAGAUGGAGCGCCAUGUGAUCCGACCCCCACCCAUCAGUCCUCCACCUGACAGACUACUCCUGAAUGAUGGGGAAACGCACAUCAUGCGCAGGGAGGUGUGGAUGACAGUGUUCAGUCACCUAACCCACAGGGAUCUCUGUGUCUGCAUGCGUGUCUGCAGGACCUGGAAUAGAUGGUGCUGUGAUAAGAGGCUUUGGAAGCACAUUGAUCUCAACCGCUGUAAGUCCAUUACACCCCCCAUGCUGAGUGGUAUUAUCCGUAGACAGCCAGUAGCUUUGGACCUCAGCUGGACCAACAUCUCCAAGAAACAGCUCAGCUGGCUCAUCAACAGACUGCCAGGUCUGCGUGUACUGCUGUUGUCAGGAUGCUCCUGGGUGGCGGUCUCUGCCCUUUGCACCUCUAGCUGUCCUCUUCUACGCACUUUAGACAUUCAAUGGGUUGAAGGACUAAAAGAUGCUCAGAUGAGGGACCUGUUGUCUCCCCCUACAGACAACAGGCCAGGUCAGCUAGACAACAGGAGUAAGCUGCGUAACGUGGUGGACCUGCGCCUGACAGGGCUGGACAUCACAGAUACCUCUCUACGCCUCAUCAUCCGCUACAUGCCCUUUUUAUCCAAGCUAGACCUCAGCUAUUGCAAUCAUGUCACUGACCAGUCUGUCAACAUUUUGACCGCUGCAGGCACGACAACCAGAGACUCACUCACGGACAUCAACUUGUCAGUCUGCAACAGAGUCACAGACCAGUCACUGACCUACUUCAAGCGCUGUGGAAGCAUAUGCCAUAUAGACUUGCGCUACUGUAAACAGGUGAGCAAGGAGGGCUGUGAACAGUUCAUUGCUGAGAUGUCAGUCAGUGUGCAGUUCGGACUGACAGAGGAGAAACUACUGCAAAAGCUCAGUUAGGUGGAGGAGCACUGAAGACUGUGCCACAUUACACAAGUGGCAAUACUACUGUCCACAUGGAGGCAGCAGAUGGCUGUCUUCAUGGUUUUUUUAAUUGGAUGUUGUAUUUCACAAGUCUCUGUGGGCCACUUAACAGAAACAGGAGAAGUGUCUUCUGUGAAGUAAUGAGAAGGGAAUCUGUGCAGCCAAGCCGGAAUGUUUUGCAACAAACAAACAAAAGAAAAAAAAAACAACAACUCAAUCUGGAUCCCAUUUUUUGCCUGAAAAUUGCAAAAAUGUUUUGGUCGUUGCUGUUGUUUUACUUACAUUUUUGCACCUGUGUUUAAGUUAUUUAUUUCUUCAGAUGGACUGUUUAUGUUCAGCAUUAUAUAUUUUGGUGUUAUAAACUGUCUCAUGUUUUUGUUCCAAUGCAAAGGUAAUGCAUUAUAGAAUAAUAUUUUUGUAUCAGAAAGUGUUACAUAAAUUUAUGUGCCGUAUUGAAUGCACUCAUGUACUGUAUGGUACCAUUUCUAAUCAAUUUGCAUUACUGCUAAGCUUUUCAUUGAUGAGAGGCAAAGGUAUGGGGAUUUCUUUCCAGUAUAGUACAAUGAUAGCUUGUAUUUGUGUGGGUGUUUUUAUAUUUUAUCUUAAGUCUCAGUGUUCUGUUUCUUACUGGACAUGGGCACUAUGGUCUUUCCUUUCUAUAGGACUAUAUACUAUAUUACUGUGUCCAUUCUGAUGUAAUACCUAGAGGAAAAAGUAAAAAGCUAUUUGCA